Messenger RNA from Chelmon rostratus (copperband butterflyfish), 6957 nucleotides. RefSeq names its product calcium channel, voltage-dependent, L type, alpha 1C subunit (gene cacna1c). Gene Ontology annotation, biological process: calcium ion import across plasma membrane. The record is from RefSeq and is a predicted model, not a curated record. Lineage: Eukaryota; Metazoa; Chordata; Actinopteri; Chaetodontiformes; Chaetodontidae. The transcript is spliced from 51 exons. Gene Ontology annotation, cellular component: voltage-gated calcium channel complex; membrane. Gene Ontology annotation, molecular function: high voltage-gated calcium channel activity. Bases 1 to 6924 code for a protein of 2307 amino acids.
AUGGUAAAUGAAAGCAAAAACAUGUACAUCCCGGAGGACACCCUUGAGAACCAUCAAGGCUCCGACUACUCCCCCCCUCCCCCCCUUCCUCGCCCUCCUCCCCCCGGCCUGACCAACGAGCACAGUGGCGGUGGUAGCCAUGGCGACCAUGAUGGAGGCGGGGGCGGGGUCAACCACGGGGUGGGCGUGGUGGGCCUGGCCCCGGAGCACAUCCCCACACCGGGGGCGGCCCUGAGCUGGCAGGCGGCCAUUGACGCUGCGCGGCAGGCGAAGAUGAUGGGCAACGCAGCAUCGAGCGGAGGGGCGGGGCUUGGGUCGGGAGGGGGCGGGCCCAUCUCCACGGCCAGCUCCACGCAAAGGAAGAGGCAACACUAUAGCUCUAAGCCCAAGAAACAGACAACGACGACAGCCACAAGGCCGCCACGGGCCCUGCUCUGUCUCACGCUCAAGAACCCCAUCCGCAGGGCCUGCAUCAGCAUUGUGGAGUGGAAACCAUUUGAGAUCAUCAUCCUGAUGACCAUUUUCGCCAACUGUGUGGCCUUAGCCGUCUACAUCCCCUUCCCCGAGGACGACUCGAACGCCACCAACUCCAACCUGGAGCGCGUGGAGUAUCUGUUCCUCAUCAUUUUCACGGUGGAGGCAUUCCUGAAGGUAAUAGCCUACGGCUUACUCUUCCACCCCAACGCCUACCUGAGGAACGGCUGGAAUUUGCUGGACUUCAUCAUCGUAGUCGUAGGGUUAUUCAGUGCGAUCUUGGAGCAGGCCACCAAGGGAGACGGCGCAACUCCUAUUGGAGGGAAGGCAGCAGGCUUCGAUGUCAAGGCUCUGAGGGCAUUCAGAGUACUCAGACCCCUCAGACUGGUCUCUGGAGUACCCAGUUUACAGGUAGUGUUAAACUCCAUUAUCAAAGCCAUGGUUCCUCUGCUCCACAUCGCCCUGCUGGUCCUCUUCGUCAUCAUCAUCUAUGCCAUCAUUGGCCUGGAGCUCUUCAUGGGCAAGAUGCACAAGACCUGCGUUACCGAGCAAUUAGCCACCAUUGCGGAGGAAAAGCCGGCACCGUGUGCACCUGAUGGAGCUUAUGGCCGACACUGUAUGCGUAACGGAACAGUGUGCAAAAUGGGAUGGGAGGGCCCAAACGACGGCAUCACCAACUUUGACAACUUUGCCUUCGCCAUGUUGACGGUGUUCCAGUGUAUAACCAUGGAGGGCUGGACGGACGUGCUGUACUGGGUGAAUGAUGCAGUAGGGUACAGGUGGCCCUGGGUAUAUUUUGUCACCUUAAUCAUCAUCGGAUCCUUCUUUGUGCUAAACUUGGUUCUGGGUGUAUUGAGCGGAGAGUUUUCCAAGGAGAGGGAGAAGGCCAAGGCACGUGGUGACUUCCAGAAACUCAGAGAAAAACAGCAACUGGAGGAGGACCUCAAGGGCUAUUUAGACUGGAUCACUCAGGCUGAAGACAUUGACCCAGAGAACGAGGAGGAGGGCAUGGACGACGACAAACCUAGAAACCUGAGCAUGCCAGCCAGUGAGAAUGAAUCAGUCAACACAGACAACGCCCCCGGGGGAGACGUGGAGGGGGAGACCUGCUGUACCCGACUGGCAAAUAGAAUCUCCAAAUCCAAGUUCAGUCGAUAUUCUCGGAGGUGGAACCGGCUGUGUAGGAGGAAGUGCCGGGCAGCGGUCAAAUCGCAGGUUUUCUAUUGGCUGGUCAUCUUCCUGGUUUUCCUCAACACUCUGACCAUCGCCUCUGAACAUCACCAGCAGCCUCAGUGGUUAACUGAUGUACAAGACAUAGCAAACAAGGUGUUACUAGCACUCUUCACUGGCGAGAUGCUGUUGAAGAUGUACAGUCUGGGUCUGCAGGCGUACUUUGUCUCGCUCUUCAAUCGCUUCGACAGCUUCGUAGUAUGUGGAGGAAUUCUCGAGACAAUUCUGGUGGAAACCAAGAUCAUGUCUCCUCUCGGCAUCUCGGUCUUACGUUGCGUACGCUUGCUGCGAAUCUUCAAAAUAACCAGAUAUUGGAACUCCCUGUCCAACCUGGUGGCUUCCCUGCUAAACUCUGUUCGCUCCAUCGCAUCCCUGCUGCUCCUGCUCUUCCUCUUCAUCAUCAUCUUCUCCCUGCUCGGCAUGCAGCUCUUUGGUGGAAAAUUCAACUUCGACGAGACCCGACGCAGCACCUUUGACAACUUUCCCCAGUCUCUGCUCACUGUGUUUCAGAUCCUAACAGGAGAGGACUGGAACUCUGUGAUGUAUGAUGGCAUCAUGGCAUACGGUGGACCGUCCUUCCCCGGCAUGCUGGUCUGCAUCUACUUCAUCAUCCUCUUCAUCUGCGGAAACUAUAUCCUGCUGAAUGUCUUCUUGGCCAUCGCUGUGGACAAUCUGGCAGAUGCUGAGAGCCUGACAUCAGCCCAAAAAGAAGAGGAAGAGGAGAAAGAGAGGAAAAAGCUGGCCAGGUUGGCCAGUCCAGAGAAGCGUCAUAACAAUGAAAAGCCACCUCUUGAGGAGGAGAAGAAGGAGAAGAUAGAGCUGAAGUCCAUCACUUCUGAUGGCGAGACCAACACUGCUACGAAGAUUAACAUGGAUGAGUACUGUGGCGAUGAGAGUGAAGAGAAGAAUCCGUAUCCUGCCAAUGAUUACAUAGGAGACGAUGAUGACGAUGAGCCAGAAAUGCCAGUGGGCCCGAGGCCUCGGCCACUCUCCGACAUUCAGCUGAAGGAGAAGGCCAUUCCCAUGCCCGAGGCCCGCGCCUUCUUCAUCUUCAGCCACACCAACAAAUUCAGGGUUCUGUGUCAUAAGAUCGUCAACCACAACAUCUUCACCAACCUCAUCCUCUUCUUCAUCCUGCUGAGCAGCAUCAGUUUGGCAGCAGAGGACCCGGUCCAGAAUGACUCUUCCAGAAACAAGAUCCUGGGCUAUGCAGACCAUGUCUUUACUGGACUCUUCACCAUAGAGAUCAUUCUUAAGAUGACAGCCUAUGGAGCCUUCCUACAUAAAGGUUCAUUCUGUAGAAACUAUUUCAAUAUUCUGGACCUGGUGGUGGUCAGCGUGUCCCUCAUCUCCUCUGGAAUACAGUCCAGUGCAAUUAAUGUGGUGAAGAUCCUGAGAGUUCUGCGGGUGCUCAGACCACUGAGGGCCAUCAACAGAGCCAAGGGACUAAAGCACGUAGUGCAGUGCGUGUUUGUGGCCAUCAGGACCAUCGGCAACAUUGUCAUCGUCACCACGUUGCUCCAGUUCAUGUUCGCCUGCAUUGGAGUGCAACUCUUUAAGGGCAAGUUCUUCUUCUGUACCGACAGCUCUAAACAAACUCAGGCAGAGUGCAGGGGUUCCUACAUUAUGUAUAAGGACGGAGAUGUGGGAAAGCCAGAAAGAGCCCAGAGAGUGUGGGAGAACAGUGACUUUAACUUUGACGAUGUCCUGCAAGGCAUGAUGGCCCUGUUUGCUGUGUCUACCUUUGAGGGCUGGCCAGGGUUACUGUACCGAGCCAUAGACUCGCACGCUGAGGACGUCGGGCCCAUCUACAACUACCGAGUGGUCAUCUCCAUCUUCUUCAUCAUCUACAUCAUCAUCAUUGCCUUCUUCAUGAUGAACAUCUUCGUCGGUUUCGUCAUCGUCACGUUCCAGGAGCAGGGAGAGCAAGAAUAUAAGAACUGUGAACUGGACAAGAACCAGCGUCAGUGUGUGGAGUAUGCUUUGAAGGCUCGUCCGUUACGUCGCUACAUCCCCAAAAACCCUUACCAGUACAAGGUGUGGUAUGUGGUCAACUCCACCUACUUUGAGUACCUGAUGUUCACACUCAUCCUUCUCAACACCAUCUGUCUGGCCAUGCAGCAUCAUGGACAGACCAAAAAUUUCAAUGAUGCCAUGAACAUCCUCAACAUGCUCUUCACUGGACUCUUCACAGUGGAGAUGAUCCUCAAACUGAUCGCCUUCAAACCCAGGGGGUACUUUAGUGAUCCCUGGAAUGUGUUUGAUUUCCUCAUCGUAAUUGGCAGCAUAAUAGACGUCAUUCUCAGUGAGAUCAACCCAGCUGACUCCUCCUCGUCCUCGUCCUCCUCCUCUUCGUCCUCCUCCUCCUCUUCCUCCUCUCACCCCCCUGCGGUAAGGCCAAUGGUACGCUCCGACGGUAACCUCGUCCGCCUCCCUACCUCCUCCACCAUCCCUCCGUCCUUCCAUCCUUCCAUCCCUCCUUCUGCUACGCCAUCCAUGGGACUGCAGAACUCUGAAGAGAACGCCAGGAUCUCCAUCACCUUCUUCCGGCUGUUCCGCGUGAUGAGGCUGGUGAAGCUGCUGUCUCGCGGGGAAGGGAUUCGGACCCUGCUGUGGACCUUCAUCAAAUCCUUCCAAGCACUGCCCUACGUAGCUCUACUUAUAGUGAUGCUAUUCUUCAUAUACGCUGUCAUCGGCAUGCAGAUGUUUGGUAAGAUAGCGCUGCGGGACCACACGCAGAUCAACAGGAACAACAAUUUCCAGACGUUCCCUCAGGCAGUGCUGCUGCUCUUCAGAUGUGCAACAGGUGAGGCGUGGCAGGAGAUCAUGCUGGCGUGCUCGCUCAAUCGGCCGUGUGAGAAAGGAUCGACCAAUGAGAACAGCUCUUCCACUGAGGACUGUGGCAGCCAGUUUGCCAUCAUUUACUUUGUCAGCUUCUACAUGCUCUGUGCCUUUCUGAUCAUCAACCUGUUUGUGGCUGUCAUCAUGGACAACUUUGACUACCUGACGCGUGAUUGGUCGAUCCUGGGGCCGCAUCAUCUUGAUGAAUUCAAGAGGAUCUGGGCUGAAUAUGACCCAGAGGCUAAGGGGAGGAUAAAGCACCUGGAUGUGGUGACUCUGCUGCGGAGAAUCCAGCCUCCCCUCGGCUUUGGGAAGCUCUGUCCGCACAGGGUGGCCUGCAAGCGUCUGGUGUCGAUGAACAUGCCUCUGAACAGCGAUGGAACGGUGAUGUUCAAUGCCACACUGUUUGCCCUGGUCAGAACUGCACUCAGGAUCAAGACAGAAGGUAACCUGGAGCAAGCCAAUGAGGAACUGAGGGCAAUAGUGAAGAAGAUCUGGAAGAGAACUAGCAUGAAGCUUUUGGAUCAAGUAGUGCCCCCUGCUGGUGAUGAUGAGGUAACAGUCGGGAAGUUCUACGCUACCUUCCUCAUCCAGGAAUAUUUCCGCAAGUUUAAGAAGAGGAAAGAACAGGGGCUGGUGGCCAAGGUGCCCCCCAAAACUGCCCUCUCUCUGCAGGCGGGCCUGCGGACUCUUCAUGACAUCGGCCCAGAGAUUCGGAGGGCCAUCUCUGGAGACCUGACCGUUGAGGAGGAGCUGGAUAAAGGCAUGAAGGAGCCUGUGUCAGCUGCAUCCGAGGACGAUAUCUUCAGGCGUACGGGUGGGUUGUUUAGCAACCACGUCAACUACUACAACCAGAGCGAUGGCCGCAGUUCCUUCCCACAGUCCUUCACUACCCAGCGUCCCUUGCACAUCAGCCAGAAGGGCUCCCCAUGCGAAGGCGAGAGCCCGUCCCAUGAGAAGCUCAUGGACUCAACCACUUUCACUCCCUCCUCUUACUCUUCAUCAGGCUCCAACGCCAACAUCAACAAUGCCAACAACACCGGCAUGGCCGGGGUGGCAACCCAAGGAAUCAGUCGAUUCCCAAGCCCGUCCAUAAGCACCGUGGACGGGCACACAGGACAGCCGCUCACCCCCAUCCUGCUGCCAAGAUCUGCAUGGUGCUUUCCUCCAAAGAGCUCGGACUCGAGUGACAGCCGUCUGCCGAUCAUUCGAAGAGGCGAGGGGUCAACGGAGGAGACGUACGAUGAGAGCUACGGUGACGACAGGGAGUACCACGAGGACGACCACUCGCUCUCCUCUGACAUGCUGGUGUACCAUGAUGACACAUGUAAGCAGCUGACUCCCAUGGAGGGAGGAGAGGAGGUAGAAGACAGAAGAGGAGGAGGAGGGUGGCAGUCUCCCAGAAGAGUCUUCCUCUGCCCCACUUCUCUGGGGCGGAGAUCAUCCUUCCAUCUGGAGUGUCUCAGGAGACAGUCAAGGCCAGAUGUGUCCCAGAAGACGGCUGUACCCCUUCACCUUGUACAUCAUCAGGCUCUGGCAGUCGCAGGGUUGAGUCCUCUGCUAAGAAGGAGUCACUCACCUACCCUCUUCAGCCGGCUGUGCUCCACGCCUCCAGCCAGUCCCACAGCCCAUGGCAGUGAUGCCUCCUACCAGCGAGUGCCCUCUCUGAGGUUAGAGGGCUCCAACUCGCAUGAAAAGCUCAAUACCAGCUUGCCCUCUGUCAACUGUGGGCCCUGGUACAGCGACAGUAAUGGGAACAGCAGGGUGCCCAGUCCGAGCCCCGGCGCAUCAGUGUCCAGUCAGAGACCACCACGGCCUGUGUCGCUCACAGUUCCCUCACUACUGGGAAAAGACUCCAGCUCGCUGUCUCACGGCAGCGCAGGCAGUCUGGUGGAGGCGGUGCUAAUAUCAGAGGGUUUGGGUCACUUCGCCCAGGACCCGUCGUUCAUCGAGGUGACCAAAGCUGAGUUGGCCGACGCCUGCGACAUGACCAUAGAGGAGAUGGAGCACGCUGCCAACAACAUUCUCAACGGCAACACCGCCACAAACGCCACAUCCAGCACCUCCUCCACCUCCCAGCACAGCCCCAAUGGCAACCUCCUCCCCUUCCACACAGCAGCAGCAGCAACGCACAGGGACCAAGUGGUCAGCGAGGGAGGGGAAGAGGCUGGAGGAAGCAGAGGCUCCGUCCACGGGCCGUCCUCGGUGGAGGAGCGUCAGGAGCUGCUAGCAGGGGGGAGGGGACAAGAAGAGGAGGAGGAGGAGGCAGAAGGGAAGGAGGAGGGGCACCACAGAAGCUCGGUUGUGAUUGGAGGAGCGCGGCAGAGGAACAGCGGGCUGUUGGAGGACGAGGACACGGAGUGUGUGACGAGUUUGUAGGAGUCGGCGUGACGGGUUCAAUCGGCCGACUGG